Messenger RNA from Porites lobata, 7162 nucleotides. Lineage: Eukaryota; Metazoa; Cnidaria; Anthozoa; Scleractinia; Poritidae. The record is from the annotation of a GenBank genome assembly.
GUCAUCACAGAAGAGUCAUUGUCGACACCCGAGAGGAUAAACAUACUGUAUUUGCUUUAAGGUAAAAUUAUAAGUUUAAUGUUCUAGAUGAAAAUAAUAGCUUAGUUGAAUACUUGAUUGAGGGGGUAAAUGAUAAAUGGUGCGGGUUAAACCGCGUACGAUACCUUAUCCGCCUUAGUAUAAGUCGAAAGAGACAGGAAACAGAGAUCUCAGAUCGAGGAAAUGUUAUGGACACUUAGUGGAUGGAUCUUCAACUAAAAUUGGGCUUUUGUUGUCAUUUACUGUACCAUCAAUAUUUAAUGUAGAAAUUAAAACUCUGGGGCUGUGAAGUACGGUACAAACGAAAUGCUUUUUGCCUGUAAAAGUAGUCAUUAAGGUGAGCAAAAAAUACGCUUUAGCCUUACUUUAGCUGAGUGCAGUGAAUCGAUUGAUCUACUUUUUUCUAUUUAGUAAUAUUUUAAAUACACCAAAACGAAGCCACAACUUCUUUUGCCCUUCAUGGUGUUGUGAAGUAUCUUAGAAGUAUCGCUGUCUUCGAACCCUCGGUUUUUCGUUAAUGAGCCUCCUUACAUUUCGAACCUUUUUUAAAAAUCCUUUUCGGCAAAAGGUUCCUGAAAUAAUGUCUUUUUUAAAUUUGUUUAACGUGCCCUUUAUUUUGCUUUGACUUGUAAAGACCUUUAAUCCUCUUCUUCUAAAAGUCGAAAGCUUAAUUACAGUAGUUUUCAACCUCUUUUAAACUGUUUCUUUUCGGUCACUUUUUAAUGAAAUGUUCUGGAGCGAGUCAGUUCCGAAAGUCAAUACACGCAAAGAUGGGUUAAAAAUAUUGCGUUGGAGUUUUCUGAGUACAUUGAUGAGAAGAUACUGAAGUCUUCUCCGAUUAUAUUGUAUUAAUUUGUUCAUCAUUAUAUACAGACCGUCAAUGAUUUUCUUUAAUCGAGUAAUUUCGUUUUAUGAGCUUUGACUACGUUAUAGAACUGAAAUUUCGAUUCACGGUUUCAAUUGCUUUUUUCUUGUUUUUUUCAAUUUUCAAUUCGGUUUUAAUUAAUUGCUUUAACACUUUUUAAGGAUCAGGGUUUUUUUUUUUCUAAUUUAAAGAAAAGAACACUUUCGUGUACCAGAUAUUGACCGUGUUGAUUUCUUUCUAGUUUCACCUGCUUGUGUUGAUUGUUGUUUACAGUUUUGAUUUUUUUUUUAAAGUUGAACUGAUCUCUAUCGCUAAAACCGUCUCGGCUUUACUAUGCUGUCCAAACAAUUCAUUUUAGGAAAAAAUGUUUCGUUUUUGAGGCUAAAAGAAAUCUAACGUACCAUAAUUAAAUCAGGUGCAAUACCAAAUCAGGCUUUCUCAGCUUUGAAACGUUUAAAUUAGAAACGUGAAAAGGAUAAAAGACAAAUUUAUCGGUUUUAAUGUGGUAAAAAACGUCCACUAUUUUAUUGGCCUAAUGAUUAGGGUUAUUCCGUGGUUUCGUCCACUUAGGUUCCAUUUGCUGCUCCGUCACAAAUUCGUUUCGAUAUUCAGCUCACUGAGUUAGUUUUGUUGAUGUAGAACAGAAAUGCUAAGCUCUUAGUUUCUUUGUAUAUUUAUAAUUAAGUCCGCCAGUUUUUGUAGGAGUCUGUAAAUGAAAUGCUUUGUUGUGAAACCUCUUUCAGCUAGGAAUUUCUCAGUAAAGUCUCCUAUUCUGUGAUGUCUAGUCUAGCAAAACACCGAUAUAGAUUUGUUAAAGCUGUAGACAACAUCUUGUAAUAGCAAAUUUGCUUGGUCUGGUGGCAGUUGUUUCAAACUAAACAUCAGGCGUAACUUCUGACUGAGUAACUGUAAUAUUUCGUACAAAACGUUUCCUCUCAAUGCUGGGACCAGGAGCUUACAACUUGAGAAUUCCUUCAUCAUGUUCCCUUGAAACGACAGACCCAGAACCUCUUCUAUAGGGUUGACAACUUAAAAAAGUCGAGUAUAUCUUAACAGCAUAGCUCAGGGAGGUUCAAAUUAUUCCACCGGUUUGUGGUGAAAUUAGUAUAAGAAAUGCAGUAAGCGUUUGGCCGCACAUAAGUAUGCACGUGCACUCUAGCCCCUCCAGUAAAAUAUGCAUGAGGAAAAAGUGUUUAGGACUCCCACCUUCAAGCACGCAGUCACGUGAAGAAUGUGCUCUAAUCGUGUAUCAAAUAUAAUUAAUUAUUCACCAAUAUAAAAUUAGACCUUUUAAAAAGAGCUUCCGUCUUCAAAUUAUAAUUGCCUCGAUAUUUUUGUUUUGUAUCACAGAUCAAUUUUCGUGUGUUGGCAUUUUUUAAACAGCGAUAGCAGAGCUGGUUUAGGUUUGAAUAUGAUCGUCUGAAUUAUCAAUAAUAAUCCUUAUAAAGAAAUGAGAACAGAGAAAAGUAAUGAUAGGAGGGGGACGCGAAGGAGUCGUAUUUCAGGCACGUCGUAUAUAACUCACUCUUAGCAUAACUGAUCAUAAAAAGUUAAAGCUUGAACGCCAAAGACCCGAUCAUUGUACCUGUUUCUAGUAUGAAUUUCUAUUUUUUAUGUGCGAUAUGUGUGUUUGUUGUGAAUCAAGAAGUUAGUAUAAUAGAUUUGGAUAUACGUGGUUACUGCAAGAUUAUUGUGCCAGAAAUAUUGCUCUGGGAAUGUUACGGUUUAUUAAAAAUCGUUGUGAAGGAAACGUAAACUAGUAAUAUUUCAAGUCUGAUUUUCACCUCGAAAUAGAACCAUGAAAGAGAGUCAACUUAAUCGUUCAUCCAAAUAUUUUGUUACUAAGGAAGUGGAAGUCAGAAUUUUUUUUUAGCUGUCAUUGACGUCCCUGAGCUUUCUUUGUUUACUGCCAGAUUACGUAAGUGUUCAAUAUUUGCUAUUUUGACUGGACGGUAUCUCACCCACGCAUUUCGAACUCUUUCCAGCUUUUGAUUUUCCACAAAUAAUAAAUUUUUGUCAAAACUUUCUUCAUUGACGCCAUGGUAUAUCGGUCGAGUACGGAGUGACGCCCAUGAGAAAGUGGGGGAUCGUCCGAACUUCCUCUACAUACUCAAGGGCCUUUUCCCACAUAUGAAGGGGGCAACGCGGGCUGGUGACGAGGUUGGCGGAGAUCGUCAGUAAAAUGUAUUGUUUUUAUUUGGCCAUAUUAAACGAAAACUUUGGGUUUUGCUUGAGCCUGUCAAUCCAAAGUUUUGCGUUUUUUAAAACAUAGACUAUUGGACUUACCCGUAUGGCUUUUCAUUCUUAAAGUUUUAGCUACUAAUUACAAUACUAUAAACAAGAUUUUUUAAAAAAAUACCAGACUUUGUUAAAAUACAUGGCUCGAACGAACAAUAAAUUUUAAAAAUUACUGUUCAAGUUGUCCUUAAGCAGCAUGAUGAAGACAAAAAAUUAAAAUGUUCAAAUGAGGCCUUAAAAUGCUGCCCGUUUUAAAAAAUAUAAAUAAAAAUCCGAGCUUUCGCUAGCCUGCGAACAGAGACGCACGACGACCGGAAAUGCGUCUGCUGUUCGCAGGCUAAGCUUUCGCCGAUCAACGGCAUCAUCGUGGGGAACAGCAGUUUAAUGCCUCAUUUGAACAUUUUAAAUUUUUAAUGUAAAAAAAAUGCGUUUGCAGUUGUAUGUUUCCUUCGUUGCAUGAGCAUUACCAAUAUAUGGAAUAUCUCGACUGGUCUUGGCCAGUGUUUCAGUCAGUUUAGCUACCUUUACUGAUUGAUUGAUUUCGUUUGCGAGCCCAGUGUUCUCACACACUGCUCUUUUGUUUUCAGUUCACGGUAUCCGGCGAAGUAUGGAUCGUUAUCUGUUGGUUGUGUUUCUGUGUUUCACUAAAUUCACCUUUUCUUCCAGUCAAGGUAAGUAAGCUUUAAUUUAACGGUCCAAGUUUAAUUUGAAGAAGAGUCCACGCGUUAUCCUUGACCCGGGGGGGGGGGGGUAAUCCCUUAUAAGGGCUUAAUGGGGACGUGCGGCCAGCCAGGGUAUGUUUUUCGGGAUUUUUGUCUUAAACAGGGUAUCGAAUUUAUCAUUUUUUGUCUUAAUCAGGGUAUCGAUUUAUCAAUUUUUGUCUUAAACAGGAUAAAUGUCUUAAACAGGGUAUCAAAAAUCGGAAUUCUGUCUUAAACAGGGUAGGAAAAUCAGCGAUAUUUGUCUUAAACAGGGUCAGGGUAUGAGGGGCCGCGCCGCACUUCCCCACCCAGGGAUAUAUCGAGUACCCCCCGGGAUCCUUGACUUCUGAAAAGAGCCGGUGGGAGAGGGGUGAAGCAUCCGAGGUUAAUUCUGACAAGAGACGUCUACAAUUUUUAGAGCUAUGGGCGGGGUUGUUCAAAGCAGGGUUGAGAUAACUGGCCAGGGUUAGUGCGAAAUUUAAAUUCAUAUAUGAAAGCUUAAAAAUCAAAUUCUUUUUGUCUGCAUUGGAAUGAUUUGAUGCUCUAAAGAAUAGAGAAAAUUAUCCAAGAAAAUGCUUUUGAACAGAAGAAUAACAAACCCAGAUUCAAAUUUAAUCCCGGGUUAGCGCUAAUUGACCUUUAAACAACUGGGCCCAGAACGAUCACUUUAUUCUCUAAAUUUCUUAAGCAUGAUAAUUAAACACACAUUUUCCCUGGAAAAAUUAAUAUUGCCUACAAACUCGAAACUCCUAAAAUACAGUUUCAGUCUAAUCGUUUUUGAUAAAAUGCACAGGAACGAACUACGAACUAAAAUAAAUAAUAUUGAAAAAUAUGGAUGGAUGGAUAAGGUAUUAGCACAGAAACAAAAAGACGGGACUAAAAUGCAAUUAACUCUGACACUCUAAUUUUUGUCUUUUUUAUUUUUCAGGAUGGAGCUACCUUCCAAAUGCUAAUGUUGGUGAGAAAAUAUUAACAUUUCGUUUUUACUGUUUAUCAGUUUUCUUUAAAUUCUCCCACUUUUCUAACCAGCUUUUCACCGACACGUCAUUCUAUUAAAAGUUCUUUUUAAAAACGCUUAUCCCAAACAUGCCUUGAUUUCUCUUUUAGGCCCUGCUAACUGGGCUGGUAUAUGCAGUACAGGCAAGAAACAAUCACCAAUUGAUAUUAAAAGCAGCGAGAUAACUCAUGACAAAGGUUUGGGUGCGUUCACACUGGAAAACUACGACAGGAGGCUCAACAAAACCUUCACUGGAUCAAACACAGGCUACGCCUUUGCAAUGGCAUUCCCUGACAGAGUGUAUAAUGUCAGCGGAGGAGGUCUGAACGAUGUUUACACCACUGUUCAGUUUCACUUUCAUUACGGACCAAACGACACUGUGGGAUCGGAACACAUUGUAGACGGAGAACAUUAUGCAGCUGAGGUGAGUGAAUGAGUGAAUGACUGGGUGGAUGGAUGAGUGAAUGAGUGAGUGGUGGGUUGGUGGGUGAGUGAUUUGUGAGUGAGUGAGUGGGUGGGUGGGUAGUGAGUGGGUGAGUGAGUUGGUGAGUAUGUUUGUAUGUGGGUGAGUGCCGGAGUGAGUGAGUGAGUGAGUGAGCAAACUGAAACUGAAUGUUACAAAGACAAUUCUUGCAUCAAACGACAACGAGGUGUUUCUUUAAAUAUAUCAGAGAAAUCCAUUGAUCUUUCUAAGAAUUAUGUCAUAAGUGCUCCAUAAAAACAUUCCAGAGUUAUAAUCCCUAAAUAAAGAAAAGGACGUUCCGAAGGUUUCAAGCUUUAAUUGUUAAAGGAAAUUCGUUUCUCAAAAGCCAGUGAUAACGGUCGGCUCAAACCUACUAGAGUGAAUAUGCUUUUCUUUUGUUGUACAAAGCCUAUGAUUCAUUAGCCUAUCAGCUCGAUAACUGGCUUCGCGUUUUAUUUGCGCCUUCUUAAGACAUCUUCCUUUGCUACUAACCUGGAAAUUGUUAAAUUGUUAAACUGUUUUCAACACUAAACAACUUCAGUUUCUGCAAACGAAUGAGACUACGGAAAAGUAGUUUUUAAAAUUCCCUCUAAAGGAACUUCAAAUAUUCGCAUCAAAUGUUUAAGUUUCCCUUCUUGUUUUUACAGUUGCACUUUGUAAGUUAUAACACCAAAUAUGACAACCUUGUGCAAGCAAUCGAACAUGAAGAUGGUCUUGCUGUUCUUGGUCUCUUCAUACAGGUAAUUGGGUAAAAAGAAGUUGAUUAAAUAGAGAAUGUCUCGAGAUCUCGAGAGAUAAAUUUAGAUCAAUUGUUUUAAAAUGUGAAUAGAUAUAACGACACGUGUUUUGAUAGGAUAUCAGAACACAUGUGUUUUGGUACGACAUAUCUCAGUUGCCAAAAUCCCUAUAACACACUGUAGUUUAUAUAAUAAAUAUAUUAAGUAAACCCAAACGUUCCUGUGAACCUUUCGGUCUCGUGGUUCUAUCUGUAAUCAUUCUUGGGCCGAAAAUUUGACCGACGUGAAUUGCUUUUUACUCUGAUUUUUCAGGUUGGAGGCAUUAAUAACACAGCAUUUUCGUUUCUGGAAAAUGCCCGAAACCUUUCUGAGAGUUGUAAGUGAUGUUUUUUCCGCAUAUUCGCAGUUUUCAUGGCGCAAUUUCAUGAAACCGUGCCCGUUUCUCCAUAUUGUGACUAACGACAUCUUUGGUACGUUUUUAUCUCUUUCUGUAUCUGUAGACUCAUCCAUGGGUGGCAUUCCAGCUUUCAGAUUUGACAGCCUGUUACCUGCCAACAAGACCAAGUACUUUCGGUACAGCGGUUCUCUAACCACUCCUUCUUGCAAAGAGAGUGUCACGUGGACUGUUUUUAGGGACGCUGUCAACAUAUCGCAGUAUCAGGUACAGUAUUUGACUUAAAAAAACAUGUGUUUUAAACUACUUGACAGCAGCGUUUUAAAUUUUUUUUUGCCGCAAACCCGCCGUCUAUUGGAUCAAUACGUCAUUUAGUGUAAAAAUAGUCCGAAUGCCUCCUAAUUUGUUUGUUUUUUUGUUUUUAGAUGAACCUUCUGCGUCAACUCCAGAAGACGUACACCACAUUAAGUGUUGGAAAUUACCGUCCCGUUCAGCCACUCUACAACCGAAUCGUCAGGGCUAGCUUCCAGGCCUCCGCUGAUACUAAUCGCAUAACUUCAGCCCCGAGAAUCAGUACUGGUAGUAUUGCUACAAGUGCGACAGAACAGGCCUCGCCAGCUGCGACCGUCGGGUGUGGCCUGGGAUCGUCUGCAGUUCGAAUGUCUGCUGGCAUGUAUUUGUUGAUGUUGUUUGCUGCCUCCUCAGCUAUUUUUACACAUGAGUUUUGA